AUGAUGUCCACCAUCCAAUCUUCGUCAACCCACCAAAAUGCUAUCCCAACGACGAGCACAGUUGGCAUCGUACCAGACAAAUAUCGAGGAGCGGUUGUUGAGGAUCUUCAGCUUCCGCCUGCAUUCGCACUUCCAUCGAUGGAGAGAGUUUCGAGGGUGAUAGAGUUGGCGUAUGAUCGUGAUUUUUCUCAUAUUCCUGUCCUCGACAGGAACCGAAAACCACUAGGCUAUGUUGAAGUUUCAAAACUCAAGCAGUUAUGGGAAUCCGGCAAGGCAGACCCAACCGACUCUGUUUCAAAGUACAUGACUAGAUUCAAACGCAGUGUUGAUUCCCAUCCGUAUAGUCUAGUAACACCGCUCACCGAGCUGAACGAACUAGAAGAUUUUUUGAAGGAUAACAUAUUCGCUUUGGUUACCGACUCGGAGAGAAAAUUCGUUCUUGCAGUUGCAACGAUGCACGACCUGGAGAAUUUCGUCACAAGGAGAGGCUGA
Messenger RNA from Marasmius oreades (fairy-ring Marasmius), 492 nucleotides. RefSeq lists its product as uncharacterized. The coding region runs from base 1 to 492 and encodes 163 amino acids. NCBI's taxonomy places the organism in Eukaryota, Fungi, Basidiomycota, Agaricomycetes, Agaricales, Marasmiaceae. The transcript is spliced from 5 exons. The record is from RefSeq and is a predicted model, not a curated record.